Messenger RNA from Plodia interpunctella (Indianmeal moth), 1565 nucleotides. RefSeq names its product mitochondrial translation initiation factor 3 (gene mIF3). Bases 312 to 965 code for a protein of 217 amino acids. The record is from RefSeq and is a predicted model, not a curated record. Gene Ontology annotation, biological process: ribosome disassembly; mitochondrial translational initiation. NCBI's taxonomy places the organism in Eukaryota, Metazoa, Arthropoda, Insecta, Lepidoptera, Pyralidae. Gene Ontology annotation, cellular component: mitochondrion. The transcript is spliced from 3 exons. Gene Ontology annotation, molecular function: translation initiation factor activity; ribosome binding.
UUAUAGUAUUAUGUAGGUACUGGAUCCAACUAUAUGAUCCAGUAGCUAGAUCAAUGUGACAUUGUUUUUAUUGACAUGACAUGACUGUGAUAUUGACAAAUUAUCUUUGUGAGUGGGGAAGUAGAUUAUUAGAACCUAUUUCAGUAAAUGUAUAACUAAUUUAAUAUAUUUAUUGUUUUUUUAUAUUUUAUUUCAAUACGUACAUUUGGUUGGCUUAAUAAAUUGUAUUUAUUGUGAAGAUAACACAUAUUUGUAAUACUAAUUUAAGUAAGGUUAUGUGAGGGUAUAUUUCCAAACUUUCAGUUGUAAAAAUGAUGAAGUUUGUAGCUCUACUUGGUAUUCGAAGAAUCCCGGACUGUCGUUUUGCUUCUACCCGUAUAACAGCAGAUGGGAAAGAAGUACCUAAACAAAAAUAUUUUGAGAACAGAAUAACAUUAAUUGGUAUUGAUAAUUCAGUUAGUAUUACAGAUCUUAAAAAUGCUCAAAAUAUGUCACUCAGACGAGAAUUAAAAUUGAUCAAAAUUCAAGAUGUAGAUUCAAAAACUAGGAGACCUGUUUAUAAAUUAAUGACUAAUGCUGAAUAUCAUUCUGAAGAAUUAGAAAAACGUAAAGAAAAACAGGAAGCACGUCAGAAAAAUACCCUCAAAGCAGCAAAACUUCUAAACUUAUCUACUAAGAUUGGUGAUCAUGACCUUAUGACUGGUGUCAAGAAAAUGAUGAAACUAUUAGAGAAACAGCAUGAAGUUAAAGUUGUCAUAGUAGGUGAAGGUGAAACAAUGUCACAAAAAUCGGAAAGAAUAUACUCAAUUAUUGAAGAAAAAUUAAAAUCUUUUGGCAAAGUUGUCCAAAAGAGACAUAAAGGAAACAGUUUGAGGUUCCAGUUGCUUCCAACAAAGCACAGUAAUACAGACGAAGUAAAGGACUCCACUUCCAGUCAUAAUGAAGGUGACAAAGGGCCACUAUGACUAGCAGUGGUAAUAGUAGUGAUAUUAUUGACUAAAUAUGUAGUUUUAAAGCGUUAUUAUUUUUCUAAAAAGAUAAUUAAAAACAAUAGUACUCAAAAUGAAUUGAUGUCAAGACAGUCACCACAUCUGAUGUGGAUAUAUAAAUAUUAUACUAAUAAAGAUGAAUGAUAUUUAGUGUGUUGUCUUACGCAUUAAAUUCAUACAGCUUACAUAAAAUAUAGGUAGUUAUUUCUUCAGAUUUUUUAAAUGAGUUUUGUCAACUUUUAAACAUUUCACCAUAAAUGGUCCGACCAGAACUGUAAAUAAAAUGAUGUUCAUGGAUAUUUAUUUUUGAUUAUAUUUAAAUGUAAAUAUUUUGGUAAGUAGGUUUAAUUCAGUUUAAUAGUAUAUUUAAUCAGAAUAAUGUUUCAUACAAGACACAAUACAAUUUUGUUUGUUUGAUCAUAAUGUGAAGUUUAAAAAACCCACAGAUAGGCUUAUGCCUAUGAACAUACAGUUUUAUGACAAAUUUUGGUCUGCUUGUGUAUCAUACACAAGCAGACCAAAAUUUGUCAUCAACUUUGUUUAUUAUGAAAUAAGAAAUAAAUAUUUUACAUAAUA